AUGGAACUUAGUGUUUUUCAUGCUUUGGUACACAAGCUUCGUGAGAAACAACUCCUUACUGAUUCAAGAGUUGUCUCGGUAGAAGAACAAGUUGCUAUAUUUUUAUAUGCACUAGCAAAAAAUGCAAGUAACGAGACAUUGGCAGAUUUCUUCCAACACAGUGGAGAAACAAUAAGUCGAUACUUUGGAGCUGUGCUUGAUGCAAUUACACAGCUAACAUGCAUAUAUAUUCGUCCACCGUCUCUACAUCCACAUCAGAUCUUGAGAAGACCAAAAUUUCACCCCUUUUUUCAGGAUUGUGUUGGCUCUAUUGAUGGGACACAUAUGCCAAUGAUACUUCCGCUGGAACAGCAAGAACCUUAUAGGAAUAGAAAGCAAACAAUUUCUCAAAAUGUGAUGCUAGCAUGCGAUUUUGAUUUGAAGUUUGUCCACGUACAUGCCGGUUGGGAGGGAUCCGCUUCAGAUGCAAGAGUUCUACAAGAUGCACUUGAUCAUGGCCUAGUAGUACCACCUGGUAAAUUUUUUCUUGUGGAUGCUGGUUAUGCAAACACAACACAGUUCCUUGCACCGUAUCGUGGAACAAGGUAUCACUUACAAGAACAAGGAAGAGCCAAUCAAAAGCCUCGGAAUUACAAGGAGCUGUUUAAUCUUCGACAUGCACAACUGAGAAACCAUAUUGAGAGAUCAAUUGGUAUAUUGAAAAUGAGAUUUCCUAUACUAAGGACUGGCUCACACUAUCCUGUUGAUAAGCAAGUUGAUAUAUCAGUUGCUUGUUGUGUUUUACACAACUUUAUACGCCUACAUAAUGGAGAUAUGCAGUGGCCAACUAAUUCCAAUGAUGAGUUAGAUCCAGAACAGGUUGUUGAAAUGCCAAGUGGUGACCACAACUAUAACAGUGAUAUACAGAGAUUUAAUAAUUCUAGAGAAGCUGGAAAUCAAAAGAGAGAUGCUAUAGCACAUCAGAUGUGGGAACAAUAUGUAACUCACAGGACUUAAA
Molecule: messenger RNA, 997 nt
Organism: Panicum hallii
Lineage: Eukaryota; Viridiplantae; Streptophyta; Magnoliopsida; Poales; Poaceae
Product: protein ALP1-like
Exons: 2
Coding region: 1-996 (331 amino acids)
Source: RefSeq, a predicted model, not a curated record